AUGGCUUUCAGCGAGGGAAAUGUCUGGCGAGACACGUUUAACGUAGUAGAAGGUUUAAUUGAUAGGAAUAGUUGUAGUGCGCGCGAAUUCAUCAAAAAGAAAGUGUUGGGGGAAGAUUCAGAAUUGUUAAAUGCCUUUAGUCAAUAUACGCUUGAGUUUAUAGCCGUUCAUGUACUAAGUUUCUUAUUUAGUCCGCUCGACGAGCGUGCGCGUGUUCGCGCAUCCACCUUGAUUGAACACCUAGAGUCAACAAUACGGAGGCAGGCAUUCCUCCUAAGAAGAAAUGUUGGAGGAAAAAAAGGGGGGGAUGCAGUUGAUCAAAGAAAUAAAGAUCGUACGUUCCCUCUCGGAACCGCCCUACUCCAAUUCAUGGUUAGUAGAGAUGUGAUUAGUUUAGAGACAGAUCAGGAAGAUCUUCCACCACGUAGAAAAAAGAAGAAAAAGGGUGAUAAAGAGUGGUAUGUACAUAAAAAAACAUAUGUGCAAUGCAAAUUCGAUCCAGCCAAGCUCCCAAUGAAGCUGAACUUGCCUAUGGUGUGCAAACCUCUUUCAUGGAGGGGCAUCGGCCGUCAAGGAAAAGACCUGUCCGAUCUAGAAGGGGGUUACUUAAGCGGGCGUUAUAGUGGUACCAGCUACAGCCUUCUUACGGGUGACAUACAUCAUUUGUUGAUUCAAAUCAAAGAUAGUGAGAGUCUGUGCAGAGUAAUGAACACGCUUCAAAAUCAGGCAUUUGAAAUCAACAGCGAUGUCUUGGCAUGUAUUGAAAAAAGAGAGGCAGACUUUAUUGAUAACGGGCAUCUCCUACCGGGUUAUCUUUCUCAUAUGAAUAUAGCAAAUCUAUAUAAAGAGGUUAGGGAUUGUCAUCUCGUUGAUACAGAUACUUUCCAAAAAAUAGGGGGUAUUAGCGAAUUGAUAAAUCAGUUAACAAAACAGGUACAGCGCGCCCGUUAUGAGCGGUGUAUGCUCAAGCUUGCAAAGGCCUACAAGGGUUAUAAAAUAGAUUUGCCUGCCUUUCUCGACUUCAGGGGGAGAAUCUACCGCUGCGGGCUCCUGCAUUUCCACGAGCGUGAUCUCUCAAGAAGUCUUAUUAACUUUGCGUUUAGCAAUCCUGAAAUGCCCGCAGACUCGGACGAGGUUAUGGAGGCCCUUUUAUACCACUAUAAGUCUUACCCCAGCCUGGAGGAAGCUGGAAUAUCCUUCAACGAAAGUCUGCGAGAGGCAGAAAUGCAGGGUCGGGUUGAUGCUAUUCUGCUUGGUCGAGAGGCGCGGCACCCCUUUCAGUUCAUUGCCGCGCAAAAGGCGCUGGUAAAAAAGAAAAUAGAGGGGUUCCCAGUUACCAAAGACGCGUCCGCGAGUGCUUUCCAGAUUAUGAGCUACUUUUUGUUGGAUGAAGAUAUGGCGAAGAGCACGAAUCUCUUGCCUUCCAAAGAUAAGAAAAUCCAAGAUAUUUAUACGAAUAUCCUCUCCGAAGUCAAAGAGUACAUUGUAAGAGAACUUGGUAAUAAUAGUCUAUCACUAAUAGUGGUGCGGAAGAUGGAUCGGAAGAUGGUGAAAAGGAUUUUCAUGCCAAUGAUUUAUGGAAAAACACUCAUGAGCACAAGCUCCGAUAUACAUAAAAGCUUGUCGCAGCACAUCAAUUUGUUGGAUAGUCACAUACUAGCCUCACUUUGCUUUAAGUUCUGGAAGGAGAAAUACAAAGGCAUGGACAGCCUAACCAGCUUGAUCAGGAAUAUUGGGUGGUUCGCCGCCGCUAAGGGUGUACCUGUUUAUUAUGCUGUGCCCUACUUUCGUACAUCACAAGAUUAUAUGAAGAGUGAUGUCGUCAAAAUCACAGUUUAUGAUCGCAAUCAUAAAAGGAGACAAAUAAGUCUCAGAGUUCAUACCGAUAAUAGAGAUCGUAGGAAGACAGAGGUCUCAACCUUCGUCAACUUCAUCCAUCAGAAGGAUGCCUAUAUUGCGAUGCUUGUAGUAGAGAAAAUGCUGAUAGAGGGAGGACCAAUAUAUACAGUACACGACAACUUUCUAACUACACCUCACUAUAGCAGGAAACUCCCUUCUCUUUAUGCCGAUGCCAUUUUGGAAUUGGGGCCGCCGCUAGCGAUUAUAAAUGAUAUGAUAUACGCAAAUUUGAUUUGGAAUGCCGAAGGCUCCUCGCCUGAGGGCUGGAGCCAUGGUGGGGGUUCGGGGCGUGUAAUACCUAUCGGUGAGCUGGAGAAUUACUUGGAAAAUAAUAUGCCAGACGGUAUUAGCAAAAAAAUGGAGGCAACAUGGAGACAAAGGAUGAAGGCGCUACUUCUCUCAUACGAGAGCUAUGCUAGUAGUAUAUCCGGCGUAUCACAGGAUUAUGUAGGUCAUUUAGACAUGUGGUUGAAAUUCGGGGAUAAGGUCCGGUUUUUUCCGGAAGGAAUGAGAAAAAACGCGCUACACCCAUGA
Molecule: messenger RNA, 2433 nt
Organism: Lycium barbarum (goji berry)
Lineage: Eukaryota; Viridiplantae; Streptophyta; Magnoliopsida; Solanales; Solanaceae
Product: probable DNA-directed RNA polymerase
Exons: 1
Coding region: 1-2433 (810 amino acids)
Biological process (GO): mitochondrial transcription
Cellular component (GO): mitochondrial DNA-directed RNA polymerase complex
Molecular function (GO): DNA binding; DNA-directed RNA polymerase activity
Source: RefSeq, a predicted model, not a curated record